CACGCUGCCGCUACGGACAUGGUGGAGCCCAAAACCUCAGUGCUCACGGGCCUCGGACGCCCUGUCGCUCACUGCCCCGCUCCACUCUCUGCUCCCCGCUACUUACGAGAAGCAGCGUAGUACUCCGCGGACGGACGCUAUGGCGGAGGUGGUGGCGCAGCGCGCCGUUGCCGUUGCCGUGGGGGGCGGCGAGGCGAACCCAGCGGCGGCGGCGGCGGCGGCGGCGCCAAUGCGAGGGCGCAGCGAGGUGGACACGUCGUCGCAGUUCGAGUCCGUGCGGCAGGCCGUCGACCUUUUUGGCGGCGGCGGCGGCGGCAGCUUCUCCCAGUGGCGGCACCCGCAGGCACCGCCCACUGUCCAGCUCCGGCCAGAGGAGUUAGAACUUAUGAAAGUUGAAGAAAAAACAGUGAAGCUGGAGAUGGAACUUUUUGUUAAGGAAAAGGAAACAUUUAAAGUCUUGAAAGAACUACAUGGAACAAAGCAGGUUAUUGAUGGCUUGAAAUUACAGAUAGAGAAGGCAACAUUGGAGGGUGCAAAUGCUGCAAAAGGUCAUACUGAUAUGGGGAAGGUACAUCCACUUCCUGAUAUUGAACCAAAAUCCGAUAGCCAUACAAAGCCACCAAUCCAGAGCAUGAAAAGCACACAGUCCCCACUAACCACAUUGAUCAAGCUGAAUCAGGCAAAAGCAUUCCUUAACACGGAUACUGUCAACAUGUUAAGGAGCCAGAUAGAGACGGAGAAAGUAUCACUUGAGAAAACCCGUGAAAGGCUACAAUUGAACAUAGGGAAGGCUUCAUCACUAGAAGCAGAUUUGAGCAAAACUGUUGCACAGCUGCAAGCAGUAAAAGCUCCACAACCUGCCCUUGAGCCUUCUGAAAUCUGGUUGCAGAUGAAGCAUUUGAACUCUGAGAAAGAGAAGCACAGGAAGAUGUCUGGGGAUUCGAAAAAUGAGAUCUGUGAAUUAACAGCUGAAAUUGAGCACACAAGGUCCAGGACGAAGACCCUGCAGUUCAGGAUCAUCAUGGCCGAUAAAUUGAAGGAAGCUUCGAGGCGUGGCGAAGCUAUUGCUCUUGCAGAGAUGAAAAACCUGAGCAACGGGCAGGACCUGGACGCUGCUACUCCCGAUAUCACACUCUCUGUUCAGGAGCAUUCUAUGUUUGUGCACAAAGCACAAGAAGCGGACGAUAGCUCUAGGAAGAGAAUUGACGCAGCAAUGCAAGAGCUAGAUCAAGCAAACCAGUGUAAGCUAGAACUCCUGGAAAGAGUAGAGGAAGCAAUGGCAGCUGUUGAGACGAGCCGGAAGGCUAUGGAGGAGGCCCAGAAGAGGGAAGAAUCCGCAAACAAGGCAAAGCUUGCAGCCGAAGGGACGCUUCGAAAACUGCGGUCAGAUCAAAUAAUCCAGAACUGGAGACCGAUAAACAACAAUUCAGUGAAGUUCAAGAACACAGCAAUGACACCUCGGAAAGCAGGCUCCGGGAUCUAUGAUGUGAACGGCUUGAGCCUGGUGACCACUGGCCCAAAGAACACAAAGACGGUGUCCAUCGGACAGAUCCUGAGCAUGAAGCUGGACCAUGAGCUUGAAGCCGGAAAGGGCACGAACACGAGGAAGAAGGUCUCGCUUGGGCAGAUCCUAAGCCAGAAGUACGAAGUGUUCUCUCCGUUGCGCAUAGAUCACAACGGCGCUUCUCGCAAGCAGUUUCAGUCAAGGAGGAAGAAGAUGGGGUUCGUGGUGUACGCCUUGCUCCAUGCGAAGCGGAAGCAUAGAAAGAGGCAGGCGGCCUCCUGCACUCAUGGCAGCUUCAGCGCUAAGGUUGUGUAGUUAGUUUUGUUGGUCAGUGGUAGUUUUAUAUUAUAAGAGCUCAGAAUAAA
This is a messenger RNA of Phragmites australis (common reed), 1869 nucleotides long. RefSeq names its product WEB family protein At2g38370-like. The transcript has 2 exons. The record is from RefSeq and is a predicted model, not a curated record. Bases 140 to 1819 code for a protein of 559 amino acids. Lineage: Eukaryota; Viridiplantae; Streptophyta; Magnoliopsida; Poales; Poaceae.